Molecule: messenger RNA, 2820 nt
Organism: Mytilus trossulus (common blue mussel)
Lineage: Eukaryota; Metazoa; Mollusca; Bivalvia; Mytilida; Mytilidae
Product: protein FAM227B-like
Exons: 18
Coding region: 171-2084 (637 amino acids)
Source: RefSeq, a predicted model, not a curated record
ACUUGCCUUGAAUUCUACAUAACAUACUCGCUUGCAAUUUGAGGAAAGAUGGACACUUAGCGUUGUUGGCAACGAAUAAAAGUUUCAGAAAACUUUCUUCAAACCUAUGAUGUGAAAUAGGAGAAACAUGUCCCUGAUUGAUAAAUAGUGAUAUUAUAUAUUAAAGUGCCAUGGCUGUGGUACUAGAUCCCAAAGUAGCUGCCAUUAUGGCUAAGGUAGAAGAGGAAGAAAUGGAAGAAGCAGCAAGAAAAAAAGCAAAACCCAAAGUUAAAGCCCCAACAAACAUAGAAGAGUUCUUGGCUGCAGAGAAAUUAGAUGACUGGCCGUAUCCUAUGGCAACAGAAGGUCCAUUGGAUCUUGAAAAUGAGGCUCUUCUACUUGGCUCACAAGAUGAUAUAGCUGCCAUUAUUAGAGAUUCAGCUCCUAUCGGAUUGCAUAUGAUGGAAGAUUUAGAAUCAGAUCUUGAGGACCUAGAAAAGAAAUUAAAAUUCUAUGCAGAUCAGAUUUUGGCUGAAGAUGACCAGGAAACAAAGAAAGUAGAGAGAUUACCUUUCUCUUCAGCUAGAACUUUUAUGACAGAAAUGACAGACUCAGAUGCUGUGAAAACACAUCAUAGUGCAAAAGUACCAAAGAGUCUCGACUCAAAAAGUGGGGAUUUUGCUGAGUCAAUGUUAGAGACUAGGAAGAGAACUAUAGAGUUUUGUCAGUUUCCAGGUUUCCGUCACGGGGAACUAGUAGAACUACCAGCACAGAUUGAAUCACUACCAAUACUUCAUAAAAUUACCAAAGCUCAAGAUUUUAAUCCUGGUUUUAAGAAGUUCUGGAAGAAGUUAUUUUUAUCAGAAGCAUCAGUAGCAGUACUACAAGAUACAUUCUGGUGGAUAUUUCUUAAUAAAUUUGAUGAGGGUAGAAACACAACAGACAACAAAUCUUUGUUAUAUGACAGAAUAGCUGAUAGUUAUGUAGCAUUAUUUACAAGUAUACACAAUGAUGUCAAGGACAAAUUUUUAGGGGUAUACCCCAACUGUUUAGCACAAGCUGUAUAUUUGAUAUAUCGCCAGGCUUUUCCAGAGUCCAGUAACAAACUGGCAGAUGAAUUCAAACAGGAAUUAUGUAAUACAGUAUUUGAGUGGAUCACAGGAAUAAAAGCACCAGGUCAGAUUUUUAAUAAAUGGGAUGUGAAAAAGAUAGAAACAGAUUCAGCCAAGGGCAAGAAGGCAGAUAAACAGGUGUCUGAGACAACACAAAAAAUUAUGCAAGCUGCUGCCCUAAAUAAAGAAGUUAGCGCCAGUCUGGAUAUGGAAUCCUUCCACAAAGUAAUAGACAACCUUGGCUCAGGUGGACAAGGCAGUGUAUCCUCUGCUAGACAGACCCCCCAAGGUGCCUCAAGGGAGAUAACUAAGAUGACAAACUUCAGUCUACCUACCAAUGGUACAGUUACCUCACAACAAGGGAUGUAUAACACCUUCUCUAGGACAAGUCCUUCAAGACUGGCUACAUGUGGAUCAACAGUAAGACGGAAGUUUGCUCAGCAGAUAGACGCCUAUCUUAAUGAUACGAGCACAGAGUCUCACCAAAUAGGACCUGGUCCAGAAUAUGAGAGAGUUAUGUUUAAUGUCCAGGGUAGAAGUCCUCUCAUCUCACAUUACUUACAUAUGAGACAGUUGAGAGAUUUCCAUCAACCUGGCAAGAAAAUUAGAAGAACAGAAAUAUCAGCCUUGCCUCCAGAAGGGCCAACGUACAGACAGUUGAUACAGAAAUCUAUAGCUAUGUCUGAAGCUAUCCAAAGAGAAUACCAGAAAAUAUGUGAAGAAACAGAUCAAGAAAUUUAUGAACUGAAGAGAAGACAAAGAGAAUCCAAUAUAGAGUUUAACAAGUUAUCUAAAGAACUAAUGAUGACUAAAAAUCCACUCGAUCUUAAAAUUCUUAGUGAUAAAAUAUUAGAACUUUAUAGUGAUUUUCCUGAUAGCAAGGAUAAUGAUCAAUUGGUGUUGUAUAAGGAAAAAGAAAGAGAUGCCAUACUGCUAGAUACCGAUACUGAUCCUGCCCAAAGUGUUGCCGGAGCUGAUGACGAAGAUACCUGACAAUACAAUAGAUGCAAUCAAUUUGAUAUGAAUAUAUAUAUGUUAAAAUUGUCAUUGUAAUGGACUUACCAAUGACAUAAGAAAAUAUGACCUUAUAUCGAUUGUUUAAUGAAUAAGGGAGUGAAUAUGAUCUUUGGCAUUACACUUUUAGUUCGUAGUUUUAUUUUUAUGCUGGUAUGUAAUUAAAUUUUCACUAUUGAAAUGGAAUAUUUAAACAGAAUUUUCUUGGUUAAUAUGAACAUUUAUCUUUAACAUGACUAUUUUCCUGAUGUCUCCUGUAUGUUAAUAUUCUGUGCAAAGUCAUAGAAAUUAAUGUCACUUUAAUAUAUAAAUAUUAUUUUGAAGGAAUUUUUGAAAUAUCACUAUGAUCUUUCAAAAACCUAAUAUUUAAACAUGGGAAAAUACCUGUAGAAAUAUUAGUUUUGGUUCUGUAUACCAACAAGUUACAUAAAUAAUAACUACCAUGUCUUGUGUAAGGUCAUAAACUACAUCAGAAGUGUAAUGAAUUCAUUAAUCACUGUAUUAGAUGUGGUUUCUGUAUGUUCACUAAAGUCACACGAUAUAUGCCAAUCUUACUUUACAUUUACUUUAAGGUGACAGAUUUAUAUUAUUAAAAUGGCAUAACUGGUAGUAAAUGUUUUUAUAUAUAAUUUCUAUGUCCAAUUACUACUGUAUUGAAGUCUGUGAUAUUUUGUGCUAUUUUGUUGUAUAAUUUUUAAUAAAAUAUUUAAUUUUA